Nakaseomyces glabratus is the source of this 2139-nucleotide messenger RNA. It is a transcript of the gene ASH1, whose product is annotated as DNA-binding transcription repressor ASH1. The record is from RefSeq and is a predicted model, not a curated record. Gene Ontology annotation, biological process: regulation of DNA-templated transcription. NCBI's taxonomy places the organism in Eukaryota, Fungi, Ascomycota, Saccharomycetes, Saccharomycetales, Saccharomycetaceae. Gene Ontology annotation, molecular function: sequence-specific DNA binding; zinc ion binding.
AUGUCGCUCCCAUUGAAUGAGUUACCAGUGCCUAUUUUAGGUAAAACUUCAUUUUCAUCUGCAAACAGAUCAUCGUACAUUUCUUCUGCUGGUUCAGAAAGACAUGCUGCCCUAAUGGAAAAUAGUGAAGCAUUGAGGUCACCAUCUCACUCAUCCAAUCAAGGCUUUCGCUUGCAAUCUAAUGCACACACUAGCCCCAUCUCCAAAAAUUAUUCUUACUUCUCAUCGCCUAUUCCUUCCACUAGCAGAUUAUCUCUAAAUGUAGGUAAAACCGGAUUAGCAAAUAUUACCGCUACUGAUUUGCCCAGGGAAUCAAUUAGCUAUCAGGCUAGAUCUUCUUCAUUUGGUCCACAAAUUGAAUUUCCAUACAGAAAAUCAAAUACAGCCCCAGCUUCGCCUCACCAUUUUAGCACCAGCAACUAUGUGUCUAUCAUUACACCAUCGACGUCCCCUGCUGGCUUAGAAAAUAGAAUGGUAGGAAGCACAGCCCAAUUUUCUCACUUACCUUCACUAAGAGCCGCAAGCAUUCCAAACAUAUCGUGCUCACCAACCUUCCAGGAAACUACAAAUUCCUUAUCUGAUCACUAUUCCGGCAAUAGUACGACGCACAUUUCUAGCGUUAAAAGCGGAACUAUUCUGCCAUCGCUUAGACAUUUACAAUUGUUACCUGAUCGUUCACUACAGGAGCAUUCUAAACUCUAUCCAGACACUGCGAAAAUCAAUGGUGCUUGGAGACAAAAUGUGAUUAGCUGGUGUAAGGAAAAAUCCUAUGAAGAUUAUGUCAAGGUUCAAGAAGAAGUUGCAAAAGUUAGAACUCAAUUCCCAAUCAGUCAGUUGAGGAGUCAUCCUGAGAGCACGAAAAAUCCUAAUAUGCCAAAAAUCCCUUCAUUAUUAAAUGCUAAGGAUCAAUUCGAGAGUUUAUCAAAUUCUCCUUGGAGCUAUGAAGCUCCAGUAACUCCGCCUAUGAGCCCAAGUGUUUCCAAGAGGAGACAAAACUCCAACACAUCUAGUUCGAAACUUCAAAGUGUUACCUAUAAUUUGACACCUAAAACACCCGGUGAUGAUCUUAAGGAUUUCACACCGAUCAUCAGCGAGAGGCUGGUGCAAACCGUAAAAAUGAAACAAAUGGAGACUUACUAUCAAUCUUCACCUGGCCGCCAUAAAAAAACAAAUAGCUUUAAGGCUCUUCAAAUUAAGAAAUUAUUGGACAACAGGGAUGUGCUUUCAAUUAACUCUAAAAGUGGUUUUAAAGUUUCAAAGCCUGGAAGGCCAAUGUCCUCUGUGAUUGUAAGCGGCAUAUCUACGCAAAUAGCCUCAAAGCUUGAAUCAAUAUCGUCCAAUUCCAGCUCCUCCAGUGCAAGUAGCAGUCCAAAGUCAAGCAAACGAAGCUUAUCACGCUCCCCUACAAGGUUCACUACAUUUGUACAACCAUCGACGCCAAGGGAAUAUAAUCAAAAACAAAAAAUAAAUUCUUCUCGUUCGAGAUCAAGGUCCCCAAUUAGACCAUCUACGCCAACUCAACAAACUCCAAUUUACAAAAAUACAUUCCAGAAUUCGGAUAACAGCAAUUACAACGUCAAUAGCGCUAGUGUAUUUAGUACACCCGCUUUAAAAUACGGACAAUCCUCGACAGAGUCUCCAAAUAGUGCUACAUUUAAUAGUAUUGGUGCCCAUACGACGUCCAUUUCGGUUACAACUUCACCUAAACACUAUUAUAGUAGCAAGAAAAUAUCGGGGGGCUCUAAUUCUCCCAAGAGACGCAAGUCGAACCCAACGUUUACCAGUGUCACAAGCACUCCAACUGCUAGCCAUGGUGCAAAGAGUAAAAGCGGAAGCAACAGUCCUAAGAAUGGUGCGUAUCAUCUAAGGAAGUGUGUUUCGUGUAACUCUAGUGAUUCGCCAUGUUGGAGACCAUCCUGGUCUGGUAAGAAGACUGAGCAAUUAUGUAACUCUUGUGGAUUGCGUUACAAGAAGACGAGGACUCGUUGUCUAAACGACGGUUGUCGGAAAAUUCCAACCAAGGGUGAACUAAAUAUAAUGAAAUCACAGGGAUUGGAAAAGGAGUACAACACACAACUUCAACGUGAAGUAGAAGGCUACAAAUGUCUGUUCUGUAACCACAUAACUGAGACACGCUAA